AUGCAUGCGACAACACCCCUUUGCAAAGCCAAGGUGGAAGCGCUUGCCGACUCCUAUUUUCGGCACCUUUACCACCGCGUUCCGGUCAUUGAUCGCAAAGAUCUCCUAGGAAAAGAGCCAUCACUACUAGUUUGUCAAAGUAUCUGCCUAAUAGGCACUCUUCUCCGACAUCCUGGUAUUCGAUCCCCUCUUGAAGACAGCGACGAAUACUACUGCAAAAUCAAAGCACUCCUCUUUGCUAACCACGAAGCCAAUUAUCACCAUGUCCUUCAGGCACUCUGUCUUCUGGUAUUUAGAAAUACCACACCGCCUAGGGCUCUUAGCUUGGAUAGCUCUUAUCAAUGGCUAGGAAUGGCAAUACGUCUAGCAUACCAGAUGGGCCUUCACCGCGAGUCGACUUACUCUAAACUCGAAAAUCCUGGGAGUGCGCGUCGAAUAAUGUGGUCUCUUUAUGCCGCAGACACACUUCAAAGCGCCUGUUUUGGGCGUCCUUCCGGCAUUGCGAGCUCCGAAUUUGAUAUCCGUCUGGUCCAACUCGCAGAUUUUGAGCUCUCAAAUAUUCAAGCAGAACUCUUCAUCGAGUAUACGAAGCUCAGUAUAAUCCUUGGCCGGAUGGUGGACUGCCAUAACCGAAGGAGCGAGCAUUCACCCGAAGAUGCAACAAUUAUUCUAGAAUCACUACAAGAAUGGAUCAGCAAUCUACCAUACAGCUUAAAUCUGUACCAUGGUACUGAACGCUGUCCAUUCAGACGCGAUGUGUAUGAAGUACAUAUCAAUUACUUCGUCUGCAUAAUUGUGUUUUGUCGCCUAUUUGGUCAAUCUCUCACACAGUCAACAUCAUCAGCUGCAUCACUGCUUGCAUCGUCCUGUAUUACGCGUUUAUACGAAGAGAUCAAUCUUCGUGAUGAGAUCAAUUAUUUAAUGCCAAUAAAUAAUUGGUUCUUAAUGGUGGGCUGUGCGCCUCAAAUCCACCACAAUGCAACUUCUUCUGGAACUGAUCAGCUCUGCGUCGCAGAGCUACACAUCCUGAUGGAUGCCUUGAACUAUAUGGGACUGAAAUGGCCGCCUGCAAGGACUCUACUGGGGAUCAUCGAGCGCCUGUCUACUAUUGAUUCGACAAGGCCAGCUCCUUUUGGUGGAACUCCAACCACCUACCAAGACAAUGAGAGAGUAGCCGAAACCGGGCCUCAUCGGAAGAGCUCGGAUCUUUUGAACGCGUUGUUUCCGUUUCCGAGAUCGCUCAGCCCUCGUAUGGAGCUGAUUGAUAGCAACAUGGAAGACUCGAGUGAGCAGUUUGCAUUCGAGAGACUGGCUGACUUUGGGAGCGAUGAGUUGAAUUGGAUUUUCAAUCAGUAUCAAUCUGGAUUUAUCGAUUCUCUAAUGGAAUGA
Penicillium arizonense is the source of this 1389-nucleotide messenger RNA. Its product is annotated as fungal specific transcription factor domain-containing protein. NCBI's taxonomy places the organism in Eukaryota, Fungi, Ascomycota, Eurotiomycetes, Eurotiales, Aspergillaceae. The record is from RefSeq and is a predicted model, not a curated record. Gene Ontology annotation, molecular function: zinc ion binding; DNA binding. Gene Ontology annotation, biological process: DNA-templated transcription. Bases 1 to 1389 code for a protein of 462 amino acids. The transcript is spliced from 3 exons.